Paraphaeosphaeria sporulosa is the source of this 1668-nucleotide messenger RNA. RefSeq lists its product as uncharacterized. Gene Ontology annotation, biological process: regulation of DNA-templated transcription. The record is from RefSeq and is a predicted model, not a curated record. Lineage: Eukaryota; Fungi; Ascomycota; Dothideomycetes; Pleosporales; Didymosphaeriaceae. The transcript has 4 exons. Gene Ontology annotation, molecular function: zinc ion binding; DNA-binding transcription factor activity, RNA polymerase II-specific. The coding region runs from base 49 to 1668 and encodes 539 amino acids.
GCAUUUCUCUCCUUACACCACUUUGGUAGAUGCGUUUUUUUGGAUAGAAUGCCCAACAUGUCCUCAGCAGCCUCUUCCGUUACUUUGGUAAGCAGGCCACGCACGCGGAGAGCUGCUCCCAGAGUAAAGACAGGCUGCAAAACCUGCAAAAUUCGUCGGGUGAAAUGCGACGAAGAGAAGCCUCAUUGCAAACGAUGCACAAACACGGGUCGCAAGUGCGAUGGCUACCCGAUCAUCCCAGAUGGCAGUCAGACAAUCGUAUUCUCAGUAACUCGAACGUCUACAGUUCAACGUACUGUCAAGUCUCCCAUGGCAGGCGACAAAGACCUUCACUUCCUGGAGUUCUACACCCACUGCGCCGCACCUUCCAUGUCCACUGAUGGCUUCGACGCAGAGUUCUGGUCCUCGGCGUGUUUACAGAUGGCCCAAUCCGAGCCUUCAAUUCGGCAUGCCUUGAUAGCCAUAGGAUACCUCAACAGGUCCCAGACAGGGAGUUUGAAAAGUGCUCGGUCCGGUUUGGUCGCUGCCUCGGGACAGGAGACAUUCUUGACACACUACAACAGAGCCAUCAAAGCUCUCGCGGAACGCAUUUCUGAAGCUUCUUACAGCGCUGAGGUCGGGCUCGUAUCCUGCUUCAUCUUCGUUGGGAUAGAGAUUCUGCGCGGGAACUACGACACAGCUAUGCUGCACUAUUGUAACGGACUCCGCAUCCUUCAGACCCUUAGAGCGAAACAAAGGUCAACUCGAGGAAAGACGCUCGGGUCUGACUUGAUUGAGAAUUCACUCGUUCCUCUAUUCCAUCGUCUGCUCACCACAGGGAUAUUGUACGGCGUGCCUACCGAGCUUGCUAUGUCUCUCAUCCAGAGACCGUCCGAUAGCCCACAGCCCGCUUUCCAGUCUAUGUUAGAAGCGCAGUCCGCGAUGUAUGAGCUACGCAACCAAGGCUUAUUGUUCAUUCGUCACAUGGGCGAGAACUUCCGACCGAUAACGCCUACUCCCCAACACAAGCUGCUCGACCAACAAGCUUUGCUAUUUGCUUUGGAUGAAUGGUGGAUCGCACUGGAAGAGCUUGAGAAUAGCAAAGUUCUUUCCAAAGAUGACACAAUCACAGCACACUCACUAAAGGCCUGCUACUAUUCUACCUACAUCCUUGGGGCAUCGAUCACAGAUCCUAACCAGUGUGCGUGUGAUCGACAUUUGCCUCGGUUUAAGUCUCUGGUUGAACACUGUAGACAUGUGGUGGAGCACAGUCAGCGCCUAGGAGUUACGUCGCCCGCGGCGAACUUCACGUUCGAGAUCACGGUCAUCCCAUAUCUUAACUUCACAGCGUCACGCUGUCGGUGCCCAUUCACUAGACGAGAAGCCGUCGCCCUUCUUGAGCGCAACAUACCACGCGAGGGUCUCUGGGAUGCGCAACAGCAGGCUAUGGUAUCUCGAAGGCUUAUCGAAAUCGAGGAGCGCGAAGUCGAUCCCAUCACUGGGUGGCCGACAGAAAAUGCGAGGGUUCUGAGCGGAAUCGCAGGUACUAUUGUUCGGGGAAACAUGGACGGUAAUGGUCGUUUUGCGGUGUACUUCGCAAUGGACAUUUGGGGCGAGGGUCGUGGCGAAGCACCACUGCCGCCGAUUGGCGAACGAGGUAGGAUGUGGAAAGAGUGGUUUCAGCUGUGA